This is a messenger RNA of Metopolophium dirhodum (rose-grain aphid), 3315 nucleotides long. Its product is annotated as carboxypeptidase B-like. Gene Ontology annotation, biological process: proteolysis. The transcript is spliced from 8 exons. The coding region runs from base 479 to 2032 and encodes 517 amino acids. Lineage: Eukaryota; Metazoa; Arthropoda; Insecta; Hemiptera; Aphididae. Gene Ontology annotation, molecular function: zinc ion binding; metallocarboxypeptidase activity. The record is from RefSeq and is a predicted model, not a curated record.
CUCAGCGCGCGACGCACCGCACGAGCGUCCGCCACAGGCGCCACGAUUAUAAUAUUAUUAUUGUCUACCUGGAAUAUUAUAAUAAUAUAAUAUUAUUUUCUACACGGAAUAUAAUAUUGUGCCUAUAAUAUAGGAGCGUAAGGUACUAUUAUAUAGUAAUAUCGUAUAAUAAUAUAAAAUACUAUGACGACGUCGGACGUUGGUGCAGCGGAUUUGGACGGCGGCGGCAGCUAGCGAGCCAUACACGCGUCACUUUAUAGGCUACAGUCGCGGUCGACUUAUUUUUGUGGCAUCCAGACAGGAAAUAAAAUCCUGACCGUCCGAUAUAAUAUUAUUAUAAUAACCGAUUUUUGCGAUAUAAAAUAAUUGUCCAAGACGAUAAUAUAACGUUUAAUAGUAAUAACAGUACUUUUUGAUAGUGAUAAAUAUUAUACGGUCGCGUAUUAAAUAUUGUAACAAUAUUGUUAAGUGUGACGAAAUGAAGUUGUCGCCGCUGCAGUGGCUCGCGGUAGUGGCCGUCAUCGUCGUCGUUUCGGUGGCCGCCUCGCCGACUGCCGAUACUCCGCCUGCCGCGGCCGCAUCCGCCACCGAUACGGCCGAAGAUGACGAUGACGACGAUGGCGGUGGCGGCAGCGUUUUCCCGUUCAAAGCUCUCCAACUGUACAACACCGUGGCCGGUUACCUGGAAUACAUUUUCGACAUCGUCAUAGCACCGAUCACGGGUGGUGUAUCAAACAAGAAACAAACACCCAGUCGUGUAUCGUACAAGAAAUUUCAAAUUAUCAGAGUGUUACCGUCUGACGAGGACGAAGUACUUGAUAUAGAAGCAAUGUCCGAAGAACCAGGAGUGCAAGUUUGGAUGCCUAUACGGUUGAAUAAAACAGCAGAUCUCGUAUUACCACCUAGUGUAGCUAGAGACGUUAAACGAUUUCUAACACAAAGAGAAAUCAACUUCAUUGUACUCAGUUCCGAUCUAGAAAGAAGCAUUCAUAAACAAAAUCCUAAAUCACCGUCCAUUAAUCAGAAAUCAGAAUUAAAAGCAACAAAAGGUCAUGUAAUGACUUGGACUAGAUAUCAUCGUUAUCAAGAUAUUCUUGACUACUUAAUGUAUUUGUCGGAAAACUAUCCUCAUUUGGUAGAAUUGAUGCCUAUCGGAAAAACUGUGGAAGGCCGACCACUAAAAGUAGUAAAAAUAUCUAGUGGACAAACUAGGGAAAACGUUGUCAAGCCUGCAAUUUGGAUUGAUGCAGGAAUUCAUGCCAGGGAAUGGAUAUCGCCAGCUGUAGCAUUAUUCAUUUUAAGGCAAUUAGUAGAAAAUAAAUCUUACAGAACAUUGAUUUCGGAGGUCGAUUGGUAUAUUCUACCAAUGAUAAACGCAGAUGGUUACGAGUAUAGCCAUACGGUCGAUCGUCUAUGGAGAAAAUCUAGGAGGACUGCAGCCACAAAAUCGGGAAGAACUCUGUGGGAUAUGUCAUAUGGUUGUGAAGGUGUUGAUUUAAACAGAAACUGGGAUUGGCACUGGGCUGGAGUUGGCGCUAGUCAAGACCCGUGUUCUGACACGUUUGCUGGAUCACAUGCUUUUUCGGAACCAGAAACUAGAGCAGUAUCUGAUUUUAUAUUAGACCACAGGGAUAGAAUACAAGUAUAUUUAACUCUGCAUUCUUACUCACAAAUGUGGCUGGUACCUUGGAGUCACACAAAAAAGCUUGCGGAUGAUUAUGAUGACAUGAUGUACUUAGCGAGACAAGCAACUGAAGCAAUUCAAAAAGUACAUGGUUCACAUUAUCAACUCGGUACAACUCCAUCACUGCUUUACACUACAUCAGGAUGUUCAGACGACUGGGCCAAAGGGAAAGCCGGCAUAAAAUACAGCUAUACGAUAGAACUUCCAGACAAAGGAAUGUACGGUUUUCUAUUGCCAGCUGAGAAGAUUGUGACAACAGGGAAAGAAAUAUUCACAGGCAUUAAAUCGAUAGCAAAAUCAAUAUUGAAAAUUAACAGCAUGAAGGAGAAAACUAAAUUAAGAGGAUGACAUAUUAAAUCUUUUGUCUUUACAUACAAUUUCACCAGAAAACGACUUUCAAUUGAAAUCAAAUAUGGUUAAUAACAAUUGAAAUAAACUGGCCAGUUAAAAAUGUUAAAAAAAUUAAAAAUUAUUUUACUUUAUCUUAACUGUGUGGGUAGAUUUGUUCUUAAAUAAAAUACAUGGAUUAACAGGCUAACCAUUUUUCAUAUUUUAUGUUAUAAUUUGCAAAUAAUUAGUUCAGGUUAUAGGUUAGGUUAUUAAAUAGUUAACUAUAUUUAUACCUAUCCAAGACCUAGCAAUAAUCGAUUCCGAGCGAAAACAGAUUAAACAUAACAUGGUAGUCAUGCAUAAUACCUAUAGAAGUAUAAAACCCCCAGCCAUCCUAUUGAAUUUUUAAAAAUAUCUUUAAACUUGAAUCUACAAAAAACUAGAUAGUUUCAAGUUUGCCCGGAUCAUCCAAAUGUCACGUAAAAACUGAUCAUAUCACACAAUCAAAAAUAUAUAUCUAGGUGAGUAGGUGACAACUAUUUAUAGUGAACAAUUUGAACGAUUUUAAAAUGUAUUUAAUAUAUUAUACCUCCUUUGUAUUAUGUAUAUAUUAUAUUAAUAUGUAUGAACAUUGUACAAUAUACAUAUAUUAAGUAUAUAAGAUAUAUAUAGGGUGUCCCGGGAGGAAAUACCCAUUAGCCGUAGACUGGGACUCACCACCAGGACAAAAACCGGUUUUUUUCUGUUUUACCUUUAAACUAGAUUUUUUAGAAAAUGAAACUAUAAAAUUCUUCAAUUGUUUCAAAAAUUUAAAAAUUAAAAAUUAAUUUUUUUAACUUUUUUAGUUUUUUACCAAAAAAUUGAAUUGAGUUAAAAAUAAAAUAUACCUAGUCCGAGGUCUUUGUGAGUCUAAUAAAAAAACAGAUUUAUGAUAAAUCUAUUAUCUCAUGAGAUAUCUUAAUGGGUGAAUCCUCGCGGGACAUCCUGUAUAUAAUAUUAUAAUUAUAUUUUUAAAAGAAUAUAAUAUAUAUAUUAAUUAUAUAUUCAUACCUGGAUUAAAAUGACUAUAUUAUACAUGUAGAGAUAUGAAAAUGUACAACGAGCCUAUAGUUUGCCGCUUCGUUGAAUAAAUGUUGUUAGAAUAUAUGGUUAUUUUCGGGCAAUCGUGCUGGUUUCAAUCGUUUUUAAGAAAUUUUAUACAUGCGAUGUAAAUUUAUUUUACUUAAAUAAUUACCUAUUUACAUACUAACUGCUGCACUCGGUCAUUUUGAGGGUUGAUAGACCAAUUUAUUAUGCUAAAU